Molecule: messenger RNA, 761 nt
Organism: Grammomys surdaster
Lineage: Eukaryota; Metazoa; Chordata; Mammalia; Rodentia; Muridae
Gene: Dusp15
Product: dual specificity phosphatase 15
Exons: 8
Coding region: 27-761 (244 amino acids)
Biological process (GO): transforming growth factor beta receptor signaling pathway; protein dephosphorylation; positive regulation of JNK cascade
Cellular component (GO): cytosol
Molecular function (GO): protein tyrosine/serine/threonine phosphatase activity
Source: RefSeq, a predicted model, not a curated record
GCGCCUCGCCACUCUACCUCAGGAUCAUGGGGAAUGGCAUGACCAAGGUACUUCCUGGACUCUACCUUGGAAACUUCAUUGAUGCCAAAGACCCGGAUCAGCUGGGCCGGAAUAAGAUCACACAUAUCAUCUCUAUCCACGAAUCACCCCAGCCUCUGUUACAGGAUAUCACCUACCUUCGAAUCUCAGUGUCUGAUACUCCUGAGGUACCCAUCAAAAAGCACUUCAAAGAAUGCGUCCACUUUAUUCACUCUUGCCGCCUCAACGGGGGUAACUGCCUUGUGCACUGCAUAUCUUUCACUGUGAGAUCAUUCUUUGCAGGUAUCUCUCGAAGUACCACCAUAGUGAUCGCCUACGUGAUGACAGUGACUGGACUUGGCUGGCAGGAAGUGCUUGACGCCAUCAAAGCCUCCCGGCCCAUCGCCAACCCAAACCCAGGCUUUAGGCAGCAGCUUGAGGAGUUUGGCUGGGCAAACUCCCAGAAGCUUCGUCGGCAGCUGGAGGAGCGCUUCGGGGAGAUCCCGUUCCGCGACGAGGAGGACUUGCGCGCGCUGCUGCCUCUCUGCAGGCGCUGUCGCCAGGGCUCGGCGACGUCGGCAGCGUCGGCCACCACAGCGUCCUCGGCCGCUUCCGAGGGGACCCUGCAGCGCCUGGUGCCGCGAUCGCCGCGGGACUCACACCGGCCGCUGCCCCUGCUGACGCGCGUCAAGCAGACUUUCUUCUGCCUCCCGCGGUGCCUGUCGCGCAAGGGCGACAAGUGA